AUGAAUAAAGAUAAUGUAUCAAUAUGGUUAAACCAAUUUAAAUCUAAUUGGUUACCUCAAACUAUUUCAAAUGAUACGCAAUUACUUCAAUUAAUAACAAAUAAAAUUAAUGAACUUGAACAAUUGCUAUUGCAAAAUAAUCAAAUUGAAAGUGAAUCAUCAAUUGAAGUUAUUUAUCAAAGUGCUAUUUCGCCUGAUAUACAAGAAUUUAUUCCUUUAAUACAAGAAGAACAAACAUCUGAGAGUUGUUUAUUGACAUCCUCAGAUAAACAUAAUCACAUUGAUGUUGAUAAUGGAAAACGAGAAAAUAUUUGUCGACCAGCUAUUCGUUUAAAACGUAUUUCAUUAGCUGAAGCUGAACUUUAUUUGCCAAUAGCAUGGAAAACUACAAAACCAAAACGUAGUCGAAAGAAGAAAAAACGAAGACUUUCAAAAUUUAGUUCCAAUGGAAGAAAAACUAAAAAAAAUGCUCAAACAAAUAAAAUACUUUUAUCCGAAACACAACCCGAUGAAAUUUCAAAUAGUUCAAAACAUAAACAAAAAUCAACUCGAUCAAAAAAAUUUAAUGAACAUCCAUCAACAUCAUCUAUUGCAAGUAUACAAUUAAAUAAUGAUAAUAAAAAGAAAACUAAACGAAAAUUACGUGCAAUAGAUGCUGAAGAUGAUGAUUUAUAUACAUUGGGAAAUAUAUCUCAAAUAGAUACAUUAAAUGAUGAUACUAAUUGUGAACAAAUACCACGUUAUAUUGGACAAAAUGGUAUAUUAUCACAAACACGUAAAUUAAAUGAUACAUCAAUGAAUAUUGUUGAUGAUGAUAUUACAAUGAAAUUAUCAACAAAAAAAUCAAAUAAAAAUAAAAAUAAAAAUUCUUCAAAUAAUACAAAAACCAAAGAAACAUCUAUAUGUGAAUCAUUAACUAUUAUUGAAGAUGUUGGUUUAAUUCAUCAACAACAAAAUUCAAAAGAUAUGACUGAAAAUGAUCAUGAAUCAUUAUUUGAUUCACUUAAUAUAACAAAUGAUAGAACAUUUGAUACAAGUUCAACAACAAUAAAUCAAAGUUCAAUUAUUAAUUAUAAUGAUUGUAUUGAAGAUAUAUCAAAUGAUGGUAUUGAUCCUCCUCUUCCAACAUUAUCAUCAACUAAUAUAUCACAUUUUUUAACAACAUAA
This is a messenger RNA of Rotaria sp. Silwood1, 1167 nucleotides long. Lineage: Eukaryota; Metazoa; Rotifera; Eurotatoria; Philodinida; Philodinidae. The record is from the annotation of a GenBank genome assembly.